AUGUCGGCCGCCGUGGCGUGCCUGGACUACUUCGCCGCCGAGUGCCUGGUGUCCAUGUCCGCGGGCGCCGUGGUUCACCGCCGCCCGCCGGACCCCGAGGGCGCGGGCGGAGCCGCAGGCUCGGAGGUGGGUGCGGCGCCGCCGGAGUCCGCUCUGCCGGGUCCGGGGCCACCGGGGCCCGCGUCGGUCCCCCCGUUCCCCCAGGUCCCCGCCCCCAGCCCCGGCGCGGGCGGUGCCGCGCCCCACCUGCUGGCUGCAGGCGUGUGGGCAGACUCGCGCGGCAGCUCUGAAGAGGACUCCCGGGAGAGCUCGGGGGAAACUCUACGCGCCUCGUCCGGCGUCUCCGACCCGACCCCGUGCUCCGUCCAGACCCAGUGCUCCGAGCCGGCUCCCGCCUCCUGCGCUGCAGCGGUCUGCGCUCCCGAGAGUUCCUCCGGUGCACCCGCCGUCCGGAGCGCGCGUGCCACCGCGAGCGCGCCUGCAGCCUCUGGCGGGGUCUCUCACGGGGCCCUAGGGGCCGGCCCCGUCCCCGCCACGAAUCAGGUGCCCCGCAGGAGGCCUGUCACACCUGCUGCCAAGCGCCACCAGUGCCCCUUCCCGGGCUGCAACAAAGCCUAUUACAAGUCAUCGCACCUCAAGUCCCACCAGCGUACCCACACGGGUGAGCGCCCUUUCUCCUGCGACUGGCUCGACUGCGACAAGAAGUUUACGCGUUCCGACGAGCUGGCCCGCCACUACAGGACGCACACGGGCGAGAAACGCUUCUCCUGCCCCCUCUGCCCCAAGCAGUUCUCCCGGAGCGACCACCUGACCAAGCACGCUCGCCGCCACCCAACCUAUCAUCCUGACAUGAUCGAGUACCGGGGGCGUCGUCGCACUCCCCGAGUCGACCCGCCACUCACCAGCGAGGUGGAAAGCCCCGCCUCCAGCUCCGGCCCCGGCCAGGCGCCCAGCUUCACCACCUGCCUGUAGGACAGUUGUUGCUGUCAGUCGUACCCUCAAGGAUGAUCCCCCAGCUGUUGUCCCUGCCUUCUCUCUGCCCAUCCCUCUUUCCCAGAGUCAUUACACCAAGGCACAGAACUGGUUCCUCUGCUCUGAGGGUGGGUCCAGGGAGACGUGUGGACUCUGGGGAGGUACUGGGGGCUGGAAAAUAGCGGGAAUUCUUGCAACGCUUAUAUCAUCCUAAAAGUGGGGAUUGCCUCCUCAAGACAGCCCCCAGGAACUGAUAAGAAGGGAUGAACUCUGGUACUCUCCAGAGUACUGAAGAUUCUCCCCUCCCUGGAACCAGGGAUGUGAAACUGGAAUUCUCAGAUGCCUGAGGAGCUCCCAGUCUCAAAGGACUCUGGUGUCUCACCCACCCACCAGGGCGGACCUUGGAGAGGGUGUCAGGGGUGGCAGUCUUGGAAAUGUCCAGGACUGGGAUGGUGAGAGGCCUUUGAAACAGAAAUGAUUUCUAUUUCUGUAAACA
This is a messenger RNA of Cebus imitator (Panamanian white-faced capuchin), 1468 nucleotides long. It is a transcript of the gene KLF14, whose product is annotated as Kruppel like factor 14. The record is from RefSeq and is a predicted model, not a curated record. Gene Ontology annotation, molecular function: DNA-binding transcription factor activity, RNA polymerase II-specific; RNA polymerase II cis-regulatory region sequence-specific DNA binding. The coding region runs from base 1 to 972 and encodes 323 amino acids. The transcript has a single exon. NCBI's taxonomy places the organism in Eukaryota, Metazoa, Chordata, Mammalia, Primates, Cebidae. Gene Ontology annotation, biological process: regulation of transcription by RNA polymerase II.